AAAGAGAGAGAGAGAGAGAGAGACUGAGCACCAGUAAGCUUGUUAGCUCAAGCUACCAGCUGGAAAACGGAAAUGUUCAGUGUGCACAGAGGCUUGCAUAUUUAACUCUGACAUCUCACUACCAUGUUUUCCAAUUUGGUAGUGGUUAGAACAGGGAGCUGGAAUUGAUGCAUAUAUCAGUAGUAUCCUUGUUGGAGUGGCUAUCGCUUGAAUUCUUUGGAGAUCUCUGGAGAAGACAGAAAGAAACUGAAAUGAGCACGGGUCACUUUGGAGGGACUACUGCUGAGUGGAUUGGAUUGGAUGGGCAACUAUGCAGAAGAACAACGAAUGGGGCCUUCAGUGUUACCAAGCUAGGCAUAAAUGAAUAAAACCUACCAGACUCCCCAUGGCUUCUUCAGAAGACCCUAUUGGUCUGAUUAAGGAAUUCCACCACUGUUGGAGAAAACACUCUGCCUUUGUUUCCCACUUUUUAGCUUUCAACACAUAAAUGAAAAAGUCUCAGAAAGCUGAUCUAUCCAAGUUAAGCACCUCUGAAGAACUGCGGACUCACUGAGUACUAAAGCAAACCUUUCUUCUAUGUGAGGCAAUCAUAAGAAAAAACAGCCUGUCAAACACCUGUAAAGAGAUGGCUAUCAUCAUAUGGAAAUUUGAAGAGCUGCUAUGUGGCACAUUCAUGAUUCAAAUGGGAGAGAAUCAACUGUCAUGAUGUCCCAGAAGGCCUUAUAACAGUAACAAAAGGGAAAAAUUAUAACAGCUUGUUAUCUGUGCUUGUACACUAGAGUUCAGUGUAAUUACUGUAAAAAAAAAAUCCAAGGUGAAUAUGCAAAUAGUUCUUUGAAAAGCCCCAAAAUUAUGUGUAGAGGCUCAGACCAAUGCAAUAAAAAGGAGUUUAUUUUAUACUCACUCUCUCCAAUCCACUGAUAUUAGGUCUUUUAGAAAGAGUGACAGUUAAUUGUGAAUUUAUAUUUUGAACCACCAUUUGGCGAAGACAGUUGCUCUGGAAGGAAAUAUGCCUGCUAAUGAUACAUGUGCUGGGCCAGAUGGAUAUAAGACAGAUUUUCGAUAUUUUAUCUAUGCAGUGACAUAUACUGUAAUUCUUGUACCAGGUCUCAUAGGAAACAUAUUAGCUUUAUGGGUAUUUUAUGGCUAUAUGAAAGAAACCAAACGGGCUGUGAUAUUCAUGAUAAACUUAGCCAUUGCUGACUUACUACAAGUUCUCUCCCUGCCACUGAGGAUCUUUUACUACUUGAAUUAUGACUGGCCAUUUGGGCCUGGCCUCUGCAUGUUCUGUUUCUACCUGAAGUAUGUCAACAUGUAUGCAAGCAUCUACUUCUUGGUCUGCAUAAGUGUGCGACGAUUUUGGUUUCUCAUGUACCCCUUUCGCUUCCAUGACUGCAAACAGAAAUAUGACCUAUACAUCAGCAUUGCUGGCUGGUUGAUCAUCUGCCUUGCCUGUCUGCUCUUUCCUCUCCUCAGAACCAGUGACGACACUUCAGGCAACAGAACCAAAUGCUUUGUGGAUCUUCCUACCAGGAAUGUCAAUCUGGCCCACUCUGUUGCAAUGAUGACCAUUGGCGAGUUGAUUGGGUUUGUCACUCCUCUUCUGAUUGUCCUGUAUUGUACCUGGAAGACAGUUUUAUCACUGCAUGAUAAAUAUCCUGUGGCCCAGGAUCUUGGGGAGAAAAAAAAAGCCUUGAAGAUGAUUCUAACCUGUGCAGGCGUAUUCCUAAUUUGCUUUGCACCUUAUCACUUCAGUUUUCCUUUAGAUUUCCUGGUCAAGUCCAACAAAAUUCAAAGCUGCUUAGCCAGAAGGGUGAUUCUAAUAUUUCAUUCUGUUGCCCUCUGUCUUGCUAGUCUGAAUUCCUGUCUUGACCCAGUCAUAUACUACUUCACCACUAAUGAGUUCAGAAGACGACUUUCAAGACAAGAUAGCAUCCAACUCCAUGCAAAAUCCUUUGUAAGCAACCAUACCACUUCUACUCUGAAAACUGAAUUAUGCUAAAUUAAAACAAAACCUGAAUGUGGUCUGAAAAUGCAAGCCACUGGAAAGUAAUUACAGGAAGCACUCACAGCUUUUCAUUUAACUCUAUCUUACCUACAUGAGGAAUUUGCAUCUUUAUAACAGAACCUGUUUAAAGCAUUGUAUUCCACCAUCACUGUUGUUGACCUGUCCAUGUAAUAAUUUGUUAUUAAGUCAGGAUUUAAACUGUAAAACUUCAGUGACAUUCUAUAUAUAUGCACUCAAUUAGAGUCAUCAGUUUUAUGUGAACCUAAGACACAGAGACUAUUAGCUUGGGCUCAUCAUAAGCACUUAGUUUUGCUGCAAUGGACACUGAGACUCUGUAUUUAGAGGCAAUGUAGUUGUCUAUCCAUACUAGUAAUCACAGUUUAUAUUCAAAUACCAUAUUUUGAGUGUAUUUUAACUAAGAUGGACAAUAUAUUAUUCUGUGAAAACAAAGUGGGAUAAACAUGGGACCAUUUUCAUCUCACAUGUGUGAUUAUACUUUAGGGUUUGAAGACUCAAAUAACUGUUUUCUUCAUUUAAAUGUCAAUAUGAAACAUCAUCUGUCACACUUAUUUAUAAAAUGAAAAUCUGAACUCAGGCCUCUGGUAUGUUUAAAGUAAGAACAAGAAACAAAUUCACAUACAGUAACCUCUAUGAUUAUAUAAGAUGUCAUAUUGAAUCCACCCAGGUCAGAUAGCUCUCCAAAGUACGUACAAUGUGACCUAAAUUGCCUCUAUAGGUCCAGAAGACAGCAGAUAAGUGACAAUCACAGUUCCGGUUCUCUUAAACUAUUUCUAAAGAAUUCCUAUUGAAAUGUAUGGACUUACCUAAUAGAGGGAGUUUCCACCAUGCUUCUAAAGUAACACUGAGUAUCUCUGACAGGUUACUGCACUUUUUGAGCCUAUGAAAGAUGUAGUGCACUAAUUAAUUACUAAGCUGAGGCCAGAACAAAAAAAAAUAAAUGGAUAGGUACACCUCUUAAAAGCUUCACCACGUUGUAUUUCUUAAUUUAAGAGGCGACUGUCAAGCCGCCUUCAUGAACUGAAGGCAGCCAGGCAUGUGGACCGUAGAGUCUUCAGAAAUUUUUCUGGUCCAGCUUCGCCUCAGUCAUAUCAUUGUGAAUCCUGCACAGCCUACCUCCCAGCAACUAAGGAAGGAGAUUCUUUCACCUUUUUGGGAAAAAAAAAACUGCAAAAGAUUAAUUUUGGUAGCAUUGGACUCCCCUUACAGUUAUUUGCCUGUUACCUGUUUGGUACUAGUAUUCAGGUAGCAGACCCAAGAUAUGAGUCAUAAUUAAAUCAGAGGUCUAAAAUAUUAUGGUACUUUGAAACAUGUUUUAGCAAAAAGCUCUAAUUUAAAACGAUGGUCUACUAAAAAAUCUGUGUGCUAUAUAAUAAAGACACAUGCUACUUCUCAUCUGGAAGGAAUGUAGAAAUCAACCAAGGGCUCCAUCAUAUUUUUAUAGGAAAGGAAUUGUUUUAGGCACACAGUUAUGAUACUAAAUGAUUGGGGGAAACUGGUAAAUCAAAAUUAAUUCUAAUAUCUAAGAGGAAUGGAAAAUUUUCUAAUGUUUUCUCUAGACAAGUAUUGAUUUUGCUUGUACUUUGUUAUUAAAAUAACACCCUAUUAGAAAACGGACUUUGUGCUGCUAACAAUAGUGUUUAUCUCAUUAUUCAUUGUAAGUUAUGUAUUUUGAUGUGUUAUAUGAGUUCUAAAUGAGUGUUAAAUUGUGUUUUAAAAAGAAUAACUGUAACUAUGUCUGGUCUGUUUGCUUUAAAGUGAUUUGUGUUUGAAUAUAAUUUAGCACUGUAAUGGGAUCACAAGUAAUAAUUUUGUGGGUACUUAUAUUUGUCUAUACUAUAUUUGUUUACUAUUUUUUAGAUUAGCAUGGAUUACACUUUUUAGGGUCAUUUUGGGAUACCAGAGAUUUAAUUUUAUUAACAUAUUAAUGUUACUUUAAACAUAUCUAUUUUUUUCUAAAAAGGAGAGGAAAUAUUUCUAGGACAUUAAUGACUUUCCUAGAGGAAUGUUUGAGGGGGUUAGAGCCCAUUUAUUAUGUGGUCCAGAAGGCCUUGCAGAUCAUUUACAUCACUGGAGGAAGGACAAGUGUCCUGUAUUGUUAUGCUGUGUAGCUAAGACCAUCACUUCUCCCCAGGUCUGCCCAUAGGUUUGUAUUAAGUGUUGUAAUUUACUUCAUUUACCCCUCUUCCCUAUCGAUAUGUUUUUCCUUCUGUCCUAUUCGCUUGUUCUUCUAGUCAGUAAUCUGAUCAAUUUAUUCAUACUAAGGUGCUAGUGACUUGCCCAGGGUUAUCUGAAUUCAAGUUUUAGGGAUAAACCAUAAUUCAAAGUGUUAAUACCUUACCUUUAAUGGAAGGAUGAAAGACACUGAAGAAAACUGGAGGGGAAGAUUUUUUUAAGAAAGUGGAUUUUACAGCAGUGUCUUUCAAAUUGUAUAUAGUAAGUGAUCGCCUACUUUGCUUACCAUAAUUCUAAGAAAUAUAUCCACUAUCUAUAUAUUGAUCAUCUAUCUAUCUAAUCACAAUAUUUCAGUUUCUCACAUCUCUGCUUGUUUCCUUUUUCUUUUUGAUUUUUCCCCUUCCAACUCUGGACUUUAUUUCCAGAAGAAAAGCAUUGCUUUUAGGAGUAGGAGGGAUGUGCUACUAUAGCUGCCCUCUGGACAGCAGUGUCCUCUCUUGAGUUUCUCUUUUCCUUGGAAAAUCUUCUUUUUGAAUCUCCCAUUUAUCACUCUCCGGGUUCAAUGAAAUCAAAGUGCAAAAAAUAAGCACCCUCAACUAUAGUAAUAUACAAUUCAAGAUAAAUAAACUCACAUUUCCUAUAUAAAGUUUUUUUGAGUUCUGAUUCCAAAACAUACACAUAAUUUUCCAAAAACAGAGAUUAUUAAUAUGGGGUGAUUUCCAUGUUAUUAUUAUUGUCAUUAUUGUUAUUGUUAUUAUUAUUAUUAUAUUCAAAUGGUUUUUAUGUUUUCAGUGUCAUUCAGGUAAGCAGCUAAUUCUAUUAACCCUUAAUUCCAUACAAAAGGAACCAUCUGCCCUAGAAACAACAGAUCAAGCUACCUUGAUCUGAAAGAGUACAUAAGUGGAACUUUUGCGUAACUUCAUUUUUAUAUCAUCUUUCUGUUUUUACUUCCAAGACACUGUGAAAAUGUUACACUUGGAAUUUAUUUACAUCUGUAACUUAUAAUUUGUAUUUUAAUAAUAAAGAUGGUCUCUGUAAUUA
Molecule: messenger RNA, 5242 nt
Organism: Callorhinus ursinus (northern fur seal)
Lineage: Eukaryota; Metazoa; Chordata; Mammalia; Carnivora; Otariidae
Source: RefSeq, a predicted model, not a curated record